UCGACAUGUUCCAAAAAAAGAAGAAGUUGAUGGAAAUUGACGCGGCGACGCGAUGGGAGACUGGUGGAAAAAAAUUAACCAAUGUUACAGGUGCCACACUUGGCAAACAAACAAAAAUUUCUAGCAGCUUAACUCUUAACGAAUGUCUUUUUUUCCCCAUUUCUUAUUUCACAACGUUAAACCACUUAGCCAGAGUAUGUAACUUGUAAGCUGUAAACAUACCCUGCAGGGCUUUCUUUUUCUUCGUGGGGUUUGAAGGAGGUCACGGGCUAAUUAAAUAGCGAUGGAUAAAGAACUAAUGUGUGCGAUAUGCCUAGAAUUCUUCGAUGAACCAUUGAUGUUGCCAUGCAGUCAUAAUUUCUGCAGAAAGUGUUUACAGGGCAUUAUUAGUGCAAGAGAACAAUACACAAGCUACAGGCCCCAACGAUAUGUGGACUGCCCCUUGUGUCAGAGAAAGAUUCCACUUGAAAGGACAGGAGUUGACCAAUUUCCAGUGAAUCGUGUGCUGGACAAUGUUGUUAGUGUCUACAAGGCAGAGGCAGAAGUUUCAUUUAAUGAUGCAAGUUGGAGUAAGGAUGUAUCAGAUUCAGCAGGGCAAUGUCGUCUGCAUAAAGAACACUUAAAUUUUUAUUGUUUGUCCUGUAACCAGGCAGUUUGUAAAGAAUGUAAGUGUAUCAGCCAGAGAGAUACAGGUGCAUCUCAUCGAUUUAGUCCCAUCAAAGAACAACUCCAUCGGUCUCAGACAUCCAUCCUCGCAACUCUUUCAGAAAUUAGGAAGAAAAGUGUGAUGUUAAGUGACAGAAUUCAAAUUUUGGGUGAAAUUCUUGGUGGGAUUGAUGAAAAUGAAAAGCAUGUGCAAAGAAGUAUUGAAGAGGAGUUUGAGGCGCUGCGGUCACAGCUGAAAAGUCGACAGGAGGAGAUGAAGAGACGCUUACAUAAUGAUAUUGAAGCCAUCAAAAGACCAAUUAUGGAUCAACUGAGGAAGCAUAAAUCUAUAAACACCAGUAUAGAUGACCAUCAAAGAAAACUAAGCCUGGUCAAGACCACACAUGACCCGAGUCUACGAAUCAAGUUGUUACAGGAGUCUGAACGACAGCUAAACAGUCUGCUUUGCUUCGACCUGGCCUGGUUCUCCUCCAGUGACACACCUAUUGUAAAUAUGCCAACCUGGGAACUUCAGAAAAAAGAAGUGGAGAAUGCAAUCCCACAAAUCCACCUCAAACACUCAGGAACUGAACCACUGACUUCAGACUCUGCAGGUGUGGUUUCCAAGGAGACUAGCAUUGCCUCAGGUUUAAAAGGUCUAAGCUUUAGUGACAGCAGAAAGCCAGCACCUAACCUUGAGAUGAUGAAGCAGCCUGUUAGGGACGAUCCGUCGGCCUAUCUUAGAAGUUCUUCCAGCAAUACACUGGACAUAAAGACUGAACCACUAUCCACCCCCCCAACAGACGGGGCGGUGAUGCAUCGAAACGCAUUGUCCAUUCAUAAACACCCUCUUCCCCAAGAUCCUAACCGGCCAGCAGAGAUUAAGGAUGUUAGAACUACAACGUCGCUGUUCUUCCAUGGACAAUCAGGCAAACCUCAGGGCCAGCAGCGGGCCAACAUGAGUGUCACACUGCCAACCAGAUCUGAUAUUGAGAUUUUAUCCAACACCUCUAGUGUUCACCCACGAUUAUCACUGCCACCCAAUGGAAACACCAUUGCAAUCUCUUUACGAAGAAACUCGGAGGGAGGCCACCAGACAGUGGGAGGGGGAGAGGUCAGUACCCCCACCUCAGCUACCCUUCCAAUAACCACCCCUAUCACCAACUCCUUACUUGCCAACAUAAACAGUGUUCCUCCCACCACUUCUUCCUCUGUUAGUCUUACGAGUGAGGCCGGUGCUGCUUCUUUCCCCAUUGUCACAGAAGUCGAUAGAGUUCCUUCCAUGGAGACGGAGAAUGGUAUCAAUGCUAGCUCCUCCAAUGGGUUGGAGGGGGCCAACAAUUCUAACAAUAAUUCAGAUAACUUUGCUGACGCUAACUUGCCAAGGAUAACUGCACGAGAUUUCUCACCUGGUAGAAGUGUGUCCUACCCUGCUGGUCGUAGAAUUAUAAAGGCCAAAAAAGUUGUCAAAAAGUAACUCCCUGAUGGUACAUGUUGUAUCUUCAGAUUAUAAACCAAGACAUUUGUGAUGUUGUCAGAGGAAAACACCUAGGUUUAGUACUGAAGUUUAUUUAUGUAUGUUACUGUUGCUGCUUUUAAGACACAAUUGUAGAUUUGAUUUGGGAAAAUGAAAUUGUUAUAGUAAUCGAAGUAAAACUAUUAACUUAAAUCUCAUCAGUUGAAUGUAUUUACAUCUUUGUAAUUUUAUUUUAAAUUGAUUAUCAGAUAAAUAUAUUGUAUUCAUAUAACAAAUUUAUGAAUAGUAAUAUUUCUGUGUAAAAUAGAAGUAUGAACCGGUGAUGCAUAUAAUGUUUGUCAAUUACUCUGAUAUUGGUUAUAGUCUGGACCAAACGGCUCAAAGGCCUUUUUUCAAUCAAAGUUUAACGGUAUACCCCAGGACUACUAGACCAAAUUUUGUAUAUGAGUGACAGGGAGUCAUUUACUUUUGAAAUGCAAGGCCAUCCCCAAAUAUUAAGGAAAAAUAGGAGGAGGUCCAAAGUCAUACACAGGAAAACAUUUUGAAGAGCAAAAGGGCUAUGAUAUGCUAAUAUAUAUUAUAUCAAGUUUGUUCAAACCAUGGCUCGGGGGGGGGGUAUCAGUCUCCAAGGUUUCAUCUCAUAAGAAUUAGGUCUAUACAUUGAAAGUAAUGUUUAAAAUUAAAAUACUCUUGAUGUGUGUAGCCUCAGAUUUGUUCAGACAAUGGAGCCAAGGCCAACUACAAUCCUUGUAGGUCAGAGUAUUAUAUAUAUAUCAGAUUUUUACCUCAGUAACAAUGUUUUACUUCAUUGGAUUACUAUGCAAGCAUCCUGUUGCAGAGACCACAAGGGUGGGGUAAAUAUGCACAAAGAAAUGUAUCAAUAAAAUCAUUCAAAAGACCCCCAUUGUUUGUGAGUAGUUACCAGACAUGUGUUGUAAGUCCUUAGGCUAUAUUAUGCAUACAUCCUUGUGUAGUUGCAAAUAUGUUCAAAUGUCGGCCAUUUUACCCUGAUGAUGCCACAGAGGGAGUUUUACAUAAAAGUAAGGCCAUAGUCUGCCAGCAUCCUUUUGUAGUGCAGAUUCAACUUCACUCAAAUGAUGGUCUUUCAUUUUAUGUAGGGCACAAUAAGGGUUUAGUUAAGAGAAAUUUCCUCAUGGUAUUCAUAAAGUUGAAGGAGUAAAAUACUUAGCAUUUUCUUUUGAGACACUUGUACUAACAUUUCCUGGGUCAAAAGUACUGCCGGUAUGUAUAAUGCAAAGUCCAUGUUCUCUUUCUAACAAGUUGCUAUUUAUAAACCAUGAUUCACUUUGAAACAAUGUUGUUGUUGCUUUUUUUUUAAUUUUUUUUUUUAUAAAAAUAAAUGUUAUGUAUUAGGACACUGACCAACAAAACGGCUUGAAAAUACUUUCUUACAUGUAGUGGUGCAUUUAUUGUUAUUUUGUAAUUUGUUAUAUUAGUGUGAUAUUGUUGUACAUAUUACAAUGUUACCCUUUAGUAUUAUAUAUUAAAAAAGAUUUACACAGA
Messenger RNA from Ostrea edulis (European flat oyster), 3646 nucleotides. Its product is annotated as nuclear factor 7, ovary-like. Gene Ontology annotation, molecular function: zinc ion binding. The transcript is spliced from 5 exons. Lineage: Eukaryota; Metazoa; Mollusca; Bivalvia; Ostreida; Ostreidae. The record is from RefSeq and is a predicted model, not a curated record. The coding region runs from base 284 to 2122 and encodes 612 amino acids.